CACCAGCUGCGAGUGGUUCUUCUCGGCAUGGACAUCCUGUCCGCGCUGGUCACCCGGCUGCAGGAUCGGUUCAAGGCGCAGAUUGGCACAGUGCUGCCCAGUUUAAUAGACAGACUGGGAGACGCUAAAGACUCUGUGCGAGAGCAAGACCAGACUCUGCUGCUGAAGAUCAUGGAUCAAGCUGCUAAUCCCCAGUAUGUGUGGGACCGAAUGCUGGGAGGCUUCAAGCACAAGAAUUUCCGGACUCGGGAAGGCACGUGCCUCUGCCUUGUUGCCACACUCAAUGCCUCUGGAGCACAUACUUUAACACUAAGCAAGAUUGUGCCACAUAUAUGUAAUUUACUUGGAGAUCCAAACAGCCAGAUAAUUAGCAUUAAUGCUCUCUAG
This is a messenger RNA of Leptonychotes weddellii (Weddell seal), 387 nucleotides long. The record is from RefSeq and is a predicted model, not a curated record. Lineage: Eukaryota; Metazoa; Chordata; Mammalia; Carnivora; Phocidae.